UGGGGAGAUAGUCUCACUCUUCUAUAUAAAGAGUCAGCAGGCAGCAGAUCUUCAUCUGUGAUCUCCUCCAUCAUCACGUCUUCACUCUUCAGCAGCUAUGGCUUCACUUCGCGCCCUUCUGGGAGUGGUGCUGUGCUCCCUCAUGGUUUCUGCUUCUGAAAUCCUGCCUCAGGCGGACUUUGAUGUACAGGGGGUAAGAGUCAUCCAUAAUAUUUUUUAUUUUACUGCCCAUCUAUUUUCAUACAAAUGUCUCCGUCUUAUGGAAAAGGGGUGGAGCUUAUCCAACGAGGACAGGCAGGGCCCCCCCAGACAGUUUAGCAGUCUAUACAGGAGGCUGACCUUUGCAACAUGUACUUCUAUAAUGACUUCACCAUUUAAGUUAUUUGGUUAUGUUUCACCCUGGAUUUUGCCUGAUAAUAUUUAUUUUGUCCAUUGCUUAAAAACAACAACAACAAAAAAACUAUAUAAAUAUGAAACAAAGUGUGAACAACAAAACAUCAGCUUUGGAAACUUUGAUGUAAAAUUCUGCAAUUGUUUUCUCAGAUAUAGCAUAAAUCAAACUAACAUACAUCAGUUUGCAGGUAAGUGGUACUUGACUGGAGUUUGCUCUAAUUUCAAAUGGCUUGUCUGUCGCAAAGCCAACAUGAAGUCCGGCACCGUCAUGGUUGAGCCAACUGAAGAUGGGGGUUUGAAGGUGGUGUCCUCACAUCUUCUCGAUUCAUGUUGGAAAAUAGAGACUUUAGCCACCAAGACUGACGUGCCUGGAAAAUUCACAUUCAGCAUUCCCUUCACGGGGUUUGUGACUGAAAUGCGUGUGGUCGACGUGAAGCCUGACGAGUACGGCCUGAAUCAUUACAUCAACACCGGACGGAAUGAAACCUUUGUUGAAAGCAGAUUAUACGGACGUAGUCUGGACCUCAGCGCUGAGGUGAAGGAGAAGUUCAACCAGCUCUGCUUGCAGACCGGCAUCCUUCCUGAAAAUAUUGUUCAUCUUCCUAAAACCGAGGAGUGUCCGCUUGAGUGUUUUGUCUGAUCUGUUGUUGAUCGUCUCACCGACACUGCAUAAAGAUCUGACACCAUCUGUUAUGGAAAUGUGACUGAGCAACAUCUGUAGCAGUUUUUAACAAUAAAAAUGCAAAAAUCUAGAA
Messenger RNA from Maylandia zebra (zebra mbuna), 1148 nucleotides. Lineage: Eukaryota; Metazoa; Chordata; Actinopteri; Cichliformes; Cichlidae. The record is from RefSeq and is a predicted model, not a curated record.